AUGGCCCACUCCGAUGACGAGAGUGAGGCGGUUCGCGAUAAGUUUACGGUAAGUUGGGGAGAUUCUAAUAGAGUUGAUAGGAUUUUAAAAAAGCUCUAAUGCAUAAGUUUUUUUGAUUAUAAUUAUCAGAUAUUGAUUCAGGUAAAUUCAACAAGUCCUGAAGAUAGCAGUGGCACUCAUAACAUCCAAAUUGAUGUCUGCGAUGAUCCAAGGGGGCCGACUGAGGUAAAAGGGCUUCUACAGGGCCGGUCAUUGAGACUCAAAUUUUGUUUUUAACUCCAGAAAUAGUGGUUUAUUUUAAAAGAGAUUUUUAUGAAAAUGAUUGUGGGGUGUCUUUUUUCAGGCCAUAAAGGUUUCGUAGAUUUAGAUUGCCUCAGGCGGUUAGUAUUUUUAUUUCUUAAAGACGGCUUUGAUUUAAUCAAUGCAGCAGUAAUUUACGGUCUGCGUGAAGACCUAAGGCAAUACAGACUUUGGAAAUUUAUUUGUCGUGAUGAUCCUCGAGUUAUGAGCAAAACAAUUUAAAAAAGUCUCAGCGGCCGGUUCUGUAAAUCCUGUAGGAUUCCUACUCCCUUUUCCAGCUCUCGUUGUCCCCAUCUCUCUCCUCUUACCUCCGAAAUACGGACCCUUCUCCGCCAACUUCCCCUUAUGAUGAACCCAAUCAACCGAAGCCUCCGAGUCAUCAAAAAGGCCGGAGAUUUACGAAUUAUUGGGAUAACCACAUUCUCAUCAAUGCCAACCAAAACUCAUUGGAUCGCCCGCCGGUGGUCGAGAAUUAUCGUAAUUCCAUUGACAUUGGGAGUACCCGACCCACACUGACCCAACUUAUGGCUGGAGAUACGAUUGAGGCGUUGGAUGAGUUUGAAGUAAGGGAGAUUAGUUUUGGAGUGGCAAGAAAUGUUUUAGAAGAACGCUCAAAAGCAAGUGGAUGAUGCUUUGAACUUCACUGAAACAACAUCAAAAGCCUCGAAGACUGAGAAUUUCGUUAGUUCGGUGCUAAAAGGCCCUCAGGGCAGGAAAUAUGCCGCUCCACCUGGCCCUACUCCACGUAAGUUGCAGCCAUAAAUUAUGGCUAUGCAAAGCAAAAUUAUCGACCUUGUUUUAGCUCCUGGUCAAAAGCCCCGUCAAGGCCCUCAAAAGUUUGGCUGGAUCAUCGGUGUUCUUGUCCGCUGUAUCCAGAGUAUUUUUGGCGUUAUUCUCUACAUCCGUGUGGCCUGGGUCGCAGGUCAAGCCGGGAUUGUAAUGGGAAAUGGAAUAGUUAUUCUGGCCUCCGUUGUCACCACGAUUACUGCCCUUUCGACAUGCGCAAUAUGUACAAAUGGAGAUGUCAAGGGCGGGGGAGCAUAUUUCCUGAUAUCCAGAUCACUUGGUCCUGAGUUUGGAGGUUCCAUCGGGCUCAUCUUUUCGUUGGCCAAUGCCGUGGGUGCUGCAAUGUACAUUGUGGGCUUUGCGGAGACCAUGAGAGAUCUGCUCAAGGAAUAUGGAAUUCAGUUUAUCGAUGGGGGUCUGAAUGAUGUCAGAUUGAUGGGAUUGUGUAAGUAACUGUCCUACAGCGUUCAAAUUAAACAAAAAAAUAAUUUACAGUAGCCGCACUGAUUUUGAUUACAAUUGUCUUUAUCGGAACUGGAUUCGAAAGUAAAAUGCAAGUGGUUCUGUUGGGAGUCCAAUUCAUGGCGAUCGGUGAUUACUUCAUUGGCACUUUCUUGCCGCCUUCCGAAGACCUGCGACUUCGAGGAUUGACUGGAUAUAGCGUCGAUACCAUCAAAGACAAUUUCUGGCCGGUAUUUCGCGAUGGUUAUGGGUUUUUCCAAACUUUUUCGAUUUAUUUCCCGGCCGCUACUGGCAUCAUGGCCGGCGCGAAUAUCUCUGGAGAUUUGGCUAAUCCACAGGUAUUGCAUAUGUCCUUGCAUUUCAACCCUAUUUUAGAAAGCGAUUCCCAGAGGAACACUGCUGUCGAUUGCUUUCACCACGGUUAUUUACAUGCUCCUUGUCUUCUGUACUGGGGCUACAGUAGUCCGAGAUGCUGACGGAGUCCACGUUCCAGUCUUACUUACAGCUGUUGCCAAUCAGACGCUUGCUCAAGAGAAUGGAUUGUUCGCUCCGAAGCGCCCAUGGGCAGCUUACUUUGAGCCCCAAUGUGCACAGAAUAGCACUUGUCCCUACGGAUUGAUGAAUUACUUCCAGAUCAUUGAGAUGGGCAGUCUGUGGGGUCCCUUGAUCACUGCUGGUAUCUUGACAUCUUCCUUGAGUUCGGCUUUGGCCAGUUUGGUCGGAGCUCCAAAGGUUUUCCAGGUCUGAACUUUAUAUUAUUAUAUAUUAAUCUUGGUUUAUUUGAUGACUAAAGUAAUAUAAGGUAAUUUUUUAUUCUUUCAGGCCGUCUGUAACGAUAAACUCUUCCCAUACAUCAAAUAUUUUGCCAAGACCUUUGGAAAAGAUGAAGAACCCCGCAGGGCAUACGCUCUGACUUUUAUUAUCUGCUGUCUUAUCAUUGGGAUUGGUAAGAAAUGUUCAAAAAUAAUGAUUUUUUAGGUGACUUAAACCUGAUUGCUCCAAUUAUUUCAAACUUUUUCCUCUGCUCGUAUGCUCUCGUUAACUACGCGUGUUUCGAUUGUUCUAUGGCGAAGACUCCGGGUUUCCGGCCAGCCUUCAAGUAUUACAAUAAGUGGGUUAGUUUGGUUGGGGCCAUCCUCUGCAUAUCAGUGAUGUUUGUCAUGAACUGGUUUACUGCUCUGUUGACCUUCUUCUUCUUCGCCCUUUUAUUCUUGUACAUGCACCAUCGGAAGCCUGGUAGGUGUCCUAAAAUGUUCAAAACAUAUUAUUUGAUUGUUAGAAGUGAACUGGGGCUCCACUUUGCAAGCCCACAACUACCGUAAUGCCCUUCAAAGUGUCACCAAAUUGGAGAGAACGGACGAGCACGUCAAGAACUACCGUCCGCAGAUCCUUUUGCUCACCGGAAACCCCGCAUCUCGGCCAUCUUUGAUCGAUUUCUUCAGUAAUAUCACCAAAGAUUCGUGUCUUUUGACCUGCGGCUAUGUGGUUCCCUGUGAGAAGAGUGAGAUUGUAACUCAACUGAAUAAGAAAUUUGCGAUUGAAAUCAGAGCCUGGUUCAAGAAACGCCAUAUUAAGGCGUUUUAUACAGCCACAGCAAACAAGAGUUUAAAGAACGGAGCUGCAAAUAUGAUGCAGACAGUUGGGCUCGGCAAACUGAGACCAAAUAUAUUGGCCAUGGGCUUCAAACAGGAUUGGCUCGAGAAUCCAGAGAAAUUGAAGGAAAUGAACGAGUACUACAAUAUUAUACAGUAAGAUUUGAGUCUAAAUGUAACGCUCUCAACCCUUGCUUUAUUCAACUGAAAACAUUCGUUGUAUUAUAUUUUACAUCAUUUCAUUUUAAAACUGAUGGUAAUUUUUAGAGAAGCUUUUGAAAAUCAAAUGGGACUCCUUCUCCUUCGCUCUGAUGAACUCGGCUUUGAUUUCGAGACAAUGAUGAGUCAAAUCGGUGCUGUGAAGAACAGAAGCCAAGACGAUCGAAAGAAUGCCGCUAAUACGACCACUACUUCUGAUGAUGGGUACAACCCGUUCUCUGAGAGUAUGACCAAAUAUCCGAAGAUGGGAGAUCAAGAGACUUGCCUGGAUUACGAUAAAUUUGAGCUGUCGCUGAAUGUCAAUGCUCUGCAGAAAAGACCGUAGGCGUUUUUUUAAGCUUAAAAUAAGAAAAUGCUGCAAAAAAAGUCCUUUCUCCACCGGAUUGAGAAAAUUUUUAUAAUUAUCUGCAAGCUCGAAGUUUAAUAUACCUUUCUUUAGGCAUUCCCGGAUGACCACCAAACAGCGACAAGUUGCCUUCUCUCUGGCCCGAUUCAAGGACAAGAUCAAGAAGGGCGUUAUUGAUGUCUGGUGGCUCUAUGAUGACGGUGGACUUGCUCUUCUCAUCCCAUAUCUUUUAACGCAGCCCAAAUCGUAUCUAGAAAACGCUAAACUCCGUGUCUUCUCCAUCUCCACCUCUCAUGACAUCAAACAGGAACAGAAAAGUAUGGCCGAACUUUUGGCCAAGUUCAGAAUUAAUGUGGCCAAUUUGACCAUUAUAAAUGAUCAUGAGCGACCGCCGUCGCAGGAGACGUAAGAGAAUUAGUGUUUUUAUCUGUUGGGUUACCGUAACAAGUAAUUUAUAAAUUGCUUUUAGAGUCCGCAACUUUUUGCAUUCGAUCCGACCAUUCUAUGGGGAAGGCGAAGGGAUGAUAAAUGACAGCGAAUUGGAGCUGCAGAAAGAAAGGACUAUCCGCCAGCUGAGAGUGGCCGAGCUACUUCGCGAGCACUCAUCUGAGGCUGAUCUUGUGGUUGUGUAAGCAUCUUAUCACAUUUCAUUGCAGUUUUAUGGCCUUUAAAAUUGCGUUAUAACCCCUAUUUGAUCGAAAUGUAACUUUUUGUCGUUUUGUUGAGCCAUUUAAAACUUCAAAAAAGCUCAUUACUCGAUUACAAGGGCGGUUCCUGAGCGGCCCAUUAACUCCUCCGGAUGUGAACCCACUUCUAAUACUUCUUUUCAGCUCAAUGCCAAUUCCAAGGAAGGGCAUCAAAAGUGGAGCCCUGUACUUGUCCUGGCUCGAACUGAUGACCAAGGACAUGCCGCCGACUCUGUUUGUGCGUGGAAAUCAACAGAGUGUGCUUACUUUUUACUCUUAA
Messenger RNA from Bursaphelenchus xylophilus (pine wood nematode), 4671 nucleotides. Lineage: Eukaryota; Metazoa; Nematoda; Chromadorea; Rhabditida; Aphelenchoididae. The record is from the annotation of a GenBank genome assembly.